AGUUAGGCAAAAAGGAAAAGGAAAAAGAUUCAUACUUGUCACAGUAUUAAGUGUAUCUGUAGAAUUGAUACUUGUCACAUUAUUACAUCUCAAAAGUUAGUUGAGGAGACGUUAAUGAAAUUAAAUAGACUCUCAAUUGGGCUUGAAAACAAAAAACACAAAUCGUCUCGUGACUUGUUAGCCGUCAUCUUCAAGGCACAAAAACAUUUACACAAAACCAAAAGUUUACUCCUUAUCUCUGAUGCCGUUGUGUUUACUCAUCCUCAAACUCAAGUAGUCUCUCCUCUUUUCUCUCCCCACUCACACACUCUCUCUAGCUGCAGAAGAUUAUUGAUUUACGCAUCUCUGAAGAAGCUUCCCCCUCCAUCUCUCUGAAAGCAGCAAACUUAAUUUUGAUGCACCUCUUCUCUCAACAAGGCAGAUGAAGAAAGAAGCAGUCUCUGUGCGCAGAAACAUGGCAAAGAAGCUUACUCAUGAUGACUCCAAGACAAGCGAAUCUCCUUCAGUUCCUGUUCUUGGCUUGUUGGAUCAUGUUCCAAACACUGCCUCUGUUGUUUUCAAAAGUCACUUGGAGAAAGCCAAUAUUGAUGGAAACCUGAGAAGACAAGUGAGUUCAAAGGGUAAACAAGUAGAGGAAGAAGAUGAUGAUGAUGAUGAUGUCUUCUCUGAUGCCCUUGAUACAUUGUCUCUAAAGCAUAGCGUAAGUGGUAAAGUUGAAGCAACGAAACCGCCAACGGCAUCAUCCGAGGAUCCUGAUCAAUCUCGAGAUUUCAUGUUGAACCGUUUCUUACCUGCCGCAAAGUCCAUGACCAUGGAGCAACAACAAACUGAUCAGUAUGCUAUGAAGCGACAACCAUCAUCUCCCUUGAUGGCUAAACCAGUGAGACAGAUUAGAGAUAUAGUACCAGCUGCAACUCCUAAGAGGUAUGAGUAUAACACCACUCCAUCAUAUUAUCAGGACAUAGAUGAUGAUGAUGAUGAUGAUGAUGAUACAAGCGAUGAAGAUUAUGAAGAUGAAGCUUCUGAGUAUCUAUCUAGGAGAGGCUGUGGGAUGUCACCACAACUCUGCCUUGGUAUGUUGACCUCAGUGCAUGGUCUCAAAGAGAAACCUUACUCCCUAAGAACCACCUCAAGCCAUGAUCAAGUGAAGUCAAGCAAGGUCUCUCAACUCAAAUCUCGGUUUCAAUCUGUUAAAAAGCUGGCUCUUGAUAAGUUUGGAAGCAGAGCUCAGUCUCCAGUACAUCCAAGUGUUGAUACAAAUCAGCGUACUGCAAGUGUGCCAUCAUCUCCUUACAGACAAACUGGCUGUUUGUCACCGUAUCGCAGUGUAGGAAACUGUUCCCCUCUUCACUCUGCUGGCUUCUCCGGGACUACUCGUAAAGAAGCGGAGAUGAUGAGAGCCAACAGGUUGAACAAGCACAUCAAGAACCCAAAGAAGUCUCAGGACUUACUCUAUCCAAAGAGUACAAGACUUGACUCUUCUACAAGCUCUGUCAUGGAAAAGACUUUACACGUUGACAAAGAUAAAUCUCCAAAGACCAGCAAUGUCAAGAUCUCGCCGGAAACAAUAUCAGAGAAACCGAAAGCUGUAGAGUCCAGCCUAAGUAUUAGAAGUGGAAUCAAGAAGAUGAAGGAAGAUGAUUUGGACAAGAGCAAGAGUGGAUGUGAUGGGUCUCCACUUGCUCUGCCGACACCUAAGAAGCCUUCUGAGUCUUGGCUUUUACGUAAUAUGCCUUCAGUAAGCUCGAAGAUCUCUUCGCGGAGAUACUUGCUUCAUCCCCAAAAGAAGGAUCUCAAAGAAAACUCCACAAGUGUUGUGACCAAGUGGGAGACUAUAGUCAAGACCUCUUGUAUUCACAGAGAUCAUAUACGCUAUUCCGAAGAACUCGUUGCUCGUUCAUCUUGUCAAUCUACAACAUAACAGAUCAGACCCCUUGGGAUCAUCAGGUUGAAUCUACAACUUCAUAGGUGUAUCUUUUGUGAGCAUUAGAUUGAUUACAUGUGUAAUUUAGACUUCCAUAUUAUGUCAGUUUACCUUACCUAGCUAAUAAGAAGAUACAUUUGUUCCCAGUAAAUGUUAUGUUCAUAUCUUCAUUCAGGUACUAACAUAUAAAAGUCACCGAAACUACAUGUAACACUUGGAUCAUAUAGUCUAUCUCUCUUAUGAAGCAUACUUAGUGACAAGACAGUUUUUU
This is a messenger RNA of Raphanus sativus (radish), 2195 nucleotides long. RefSeq lists its product as uncharacterized. The transcript has 4 exons. The record is from RefSeq and is a predicted model, not a curated record. Lineage: Eukaryota; Viridiplantae; Streptophyta; Magnoliopsida; Brassicales; Brassicaceae. The coding region runs from base 422 to 1921 and encodes 499 amino acids.